AUGCUCACCGAAAAAAAGAUACUUUUGAUCACCAGAUUUUUUAAAUAUUGUGAUGUUGCAUCAUCUAAUGCUCAAAUGUCCUCUUCAACUUGGUUAGACGUUUAUAUUUCUCGUCGUUGGCUUAUAUUUAAUGACUUUUUGGUGUGGCAAGAAUCUUGCUGGUUGGUUGUUCCAUUAGAAUCAUGUACUUGUCCGGUUGGACUCAAAGACUACUCUUGUAAACAUUCGGUUGGUUUAGGAAUUCUAUUCAAUUUAUACCAAGUUAAUGAUAAAACACGUGUUGAACAAUUAGGUAAAUGA
Molecule: messenger RNA, 300 nt
Organism: Rotaria sp. Silwood1
Lineage: Eukaryota; Metazoa; Rotifera; Eurotatoria; Philodinida; Philodinidae
Source: the annotation of a GenBank genome assembly